AUGGCUGGAGUAGUGACAACCCACGCGGACAUCGGUUUUACACCUUUCUUCGACAAGAAUAUUAGAGAACUCCGCUCUCCUCUUCCCCUGACCAUAUUCGACAAAGAUUGGCAGGAGCGAGCCCUCACUUACCAUGUAGAGAAGCGCACGAAAUCAGACGACUCUAACAACGAGAAAAUAUCGAGAUAUUCCGGCCUCCCAUACCCGAACGAAUGGUCCCAGACGUACACGAGUUGGUCCAUGAACCACAAAACCUUUCACGAACUCCUACGAGACGUAUAUGAUUUAUCGGUAUUCGCCGGAUGGAUAACCAUCCAUAAACAGCACGUCGACAACCUACACAAGCACCAUGGCUUCAUGCCAGCGUUCAGGUAUGACAUGAUGACUAGAGCAAACACCUUCUCACACCGGGUUUAUGAUCGAAACGGGACUGAGAUGGUCCCGGACAUCUCAAAGUUCAAAACGGACAUCUGGCAAAUAUGCUACUCACAAUCACAGAAGUUCCAGGAACUCGGAUUCACCGACAAUCCUUACGCUAAAGGCGGGAUAAGGGAGAACUGGGACCCAUUAUCGGGAGAAGAGCGUAGAGGCAAAACGACCCAAUCGAACGGCCAACAGUACCACACACCUAGCCACUACGGCAGCCAAGCCGAUCGUCGAAACGAGAAUUCCUACCCUUCCAGCUACGCGGAGAUGCGAGGAGACGCUAGCUCCAGCAGGAACACAGGACACUCCAAUUCAGGAUUCCGCGGAGCUUCGAACAGGGGCAGAGGCGGCGGUCGCAGCAACUGGAGCGGACGAGGGAGCGACUCUGUCUCCGAGAAGAAGAAGAGCGGGUAA
Molecule: messenger RNA, 840 nt
Organism: Puccinia graminis f. sp. tritici CRL 75-36-700-3
Lineage: Eukaryota; Fungi; Basidiomycota; Pucciniomycetes; Pucciniales; Pucciniaceae
Exons: 1
Coding region: 1-840 (279 amino acids)
Source: RefSeq, a predicted model, not a curated record